This is a messenger RNA of Mytilus trossulus (common blue mussel), 747 nucleotides long. RefSeq lists its product as uncharacterized. Lineage: Eukaryota; Metazoa; Mollusca; Bivalvia; Mytilida; Mytilidae. The transcript has a single exon. The record is from RefSeq and is a predicted model, not a curated record. Bases 1 to 747 code for a protein of 248 amino acids.
AUGGUUGUUAUAAAUCCCAGAUUUAGUCAUGGAAACAAAGGGGGAGAACAAAUAGAAUCUGUUUUGUACCAGUCGGAAAAAAGAGAAUACCUCAGGUUAGAAAAGGGAUAUUUUCAGAUUCCGUGUUCAAACUGUAAAAAGAUUUCAAAAGACACAUAUAGAAAAGAAGACCCUAAAGCGAGAUGGGUUAAAGUCAUACAGUGUUCUAAUAACACUAAUGACAUUAGUUAUACCAGGAUUUAUGAUUAUGCCAUUGCUUUAACCAGGUUUGAAUAUGCUAAUUUGUAUCACACCAUGACAGACUGGUUUAAUACUUUUUUAAUGGCAAAACUUUUUUGGAGAAUUACACGGAAAUUAACGAUACUAUGGAUAGACGCACAUCCAAAAGGUAGUUUAGAUGAAACAUGGAAGACUUUAUUUGGAACUAUUAUACAAGCAAGUUCUUUGAGCAAGCCUCUUAUAGCAAAAACAAUGAUUUGGAGUAUAAAUGGGUACGACAGUUUACUCAACCAACAUCAUCUGUCAUUUAUUCCUUACAUAGAAGAGUUCAGAAAGUUUUUCUUGAAAUCUCAUGGGUUAGAUGUUUCACAUAAACUUAACUGUGACCGAGUCAAUAUCCUUGUAAUAUUAAGACAUGAUUACAUCGCUCAUCCAAGGAAUCCAAGGGAGAAGGUAGCAAGAAAAAUGAAAAAUGAAAAUGAAAUUUUAACCAAUUUGUCCAGUCGUUUCCCUAGUUUGUUGAUGUAA